AACAUGCUACGGAGAAGGACGUAGGGUCCGGUGCUGAACCCCAAACCUGGCGAGGUUUACUUGGAGACCUCUCUUGGGGUUGAGGUGAAAUGAAGAGGAUUUUAUAUCCGUGGGUGUAGGUUACAAAGGGGUUGCCUAGGUUUUCUCAUGCUUAGCGAGAGACUUUUCCUGUCCGUGCUAUUUUUCCCGCCCAAAAGGCCCUCCCCACUCAGCGCAGUAGGGGUCGAGUCCAUUUGACUUCUCCGGCGCGCCGUCUCCAGAGAAGUUUGGUGGGGCGGAGUCGGCCUUGCCCCGCUCAUCCCCCCAGGACGUCCGACGGUGCCCGCUGCCAUGGCGACGCUGCUGCGCGGGCUUCUGCGCCCGCUCUGCGCCUUCCGAGGCAGUCCCGGCUCUUCUACAGGUGUUCCCCUCAGAGCCGUGAGCCAUGGCGCCGGCCUGCUCUACCCCGAACACAUUCCCACUUCCCCGCUGCAGAAGGUGCUGCUGGCUGCCGGCUCUGCCGGGAUGGCGCUCUACGAUCCCUAUCGCCACGACAUGGUUGCAGUUCUGGGAGAGACCACAGGAUACCGUACCCUGAAGGUCCUCAGGGACCAGAUGAAGAGGGAUCCAGAGGGUGCCCAAAUCCUGCAGGAGCGUCCCCGGAUCUCGCUGUCCACCCUUGACAUGGGCAAGCUCCGGGGUCUUCCUGAGGGCUCCUUUGGCUGUGCGUAUCUCCGUUUCCUGGAUGUGAAUAGGGUCUCCCCAGACACCCGCGCACCCACCCGCUUCGUGGACGACGAGGAGCUGGCAUACGUGAUCCAGCGGUACCGGGAGAUCCACGACAUGCUCCACACCUUGCUGGGCAUGCCCACCAACAUCCUGGGAGAGAUCGUGGUGAAAUGGUUUGAGGCUGUCCAGACUGGCCUGCCCAUGUGCGUCCUGAGUGCACUCUUCGGACCGAUCCAACUCAGCGCCCAGAGCCUGCGAUUGCUGAUCUCGGAGCUGAUCCCAUGGGCAGUUGAGAAUGGCCGCAGAGCCCCAUGUGUCCUCAACGUGUACUAUGAGCGGCGCUGGGAACAGCCCCUGCAGACCCUGCGGCAGGAGCUGGGCAUCACGGAGCCACCCCUGCGUGUGGAGGGCCUGGUGUAGGCCCUGAGCGCCUGAGGCCCCACCCCACCCCACCCCACCCCCCUCUUCUGCUGGGAGUGGAGCACGCCUCUGCCAGUACAUGGGUUCCUCCACUGUGAACUCUGACCCUUGGACGUCACUCAUUAUAAUUUAUCAUAACCGCCGCAGAGCGGCUUUGAAGGCCAACCUGGGAGGGAGCAGCCAGUGGAGCUCCUAGGGGAGCCAGGAGCGAACCCCGUGUGCUCAGGGAUUGCUCAGGUCCACAACGCAUGUGACC
Dama dama (fallow deer) is the source of this 1384-nucleotide messenger RNA. Its product is annotated as ubiquinone biosynthesis protein COQ4 homolog, mitochondrial-like. The transcript has a single exon. The record is from RefSeq and is a predicted model, not a curated record. Lineage: Eukaryota; Metazoa; Chordata; Mammalia; Artiodactyla; Cervidae. The coding region runs from base 331 to 1128 and encodes 265 amino acids. Gene Ontology annotation, cellular component: mitochondrion; mitochondrial inner membrane. Gene Ontology annotation, biological process: ubiquinone biosynthetic process.